Messenger RNA from Schistosoma intercalatum, 3604 nucleotides. Lineage: Eukaryota; Metazoa; Platyhelminthes; Trematoda; Strigeidida; Schistosomatidae. The record is from the annotation of a GenBank genome assembly.
UUUUGAAUACCUAAUGUUAUUUGAUAACAAAUAGCAAGUUCAUUAUAGAUAACACUCAGCUGAUACCAAGGUCACAGGCUCUAGAUAAGUCUCCAAUCAAAAUCGAGUAAAGCUUAAUAGUGAGUUCAACUUUCUAACGAGUUGUGCACAUAGUUUGGAUACAGUGCACAAAUAGACACAUAUACAGUUAAUGAACAUAACAAAUUCUGUGGUCAUUCAUUGUGAUUUGUUACUAUUAUCACCAUGCUAGUAUCUGAUGUUGACCGAAAUGCCGUCAGUUUGACAACCUUACAAACCAAAGACAUCACGAGUUUACAGUUAAGUACGCCACAAACUGUAACUACAUUUACCACAUCAACAAGAGAAUCUGCUAUGUCUACUUCGAGUGAUAUCCUAGAAAAGCAAGAAAAUCAAAAUGCUAAUGCUCUUUCUGCUGAAGAAGCAAUAGUUAGUUUACUUGAACGUACAAAAUAUACUUACGUACAAGAGAAUGGGCAGAGACGUUAUGGACCUCCACCAAAUUGGCAAUGUGAGGCACCUCCAAGAGGUUGUGAGGUAUUUAUUGGCAAAAUUCCCAGGGACUGUUUUGAAGAUGAACUUAUUCCCGUAUUCGAACAAAUUGGACCAAUUUAUAUGUUUCGAUUAAUGAUGGAACUUAAUGGUAUAAAUCGAGGCUUUGGUUUUUGUGUAUACACUAACAGAGAAGAUACUAAACGAGCAGUUCAAGAACUUAACAAUUAUGAAAUUAGAAAAGGAAAAACAAUCGGAGUAUGCUUAAGUGUAGAUAACUGUCGUUUAUUUGUUGGAGGAAUACCGAAGAAUAAAACAAGAGAAGAAAUAUUAUCUGAAAUGAAACGAGUAACAGAUGGAGUCAAAGAUGUAAUAUCGUAUCCAAGCGUAACCGAUAAGACAAAAAAUCGUGGAUUCGCAUUCAUCGAGUACGGUAGUCAUAAAGCAGCUGCAAUGGCCAGACGAAAACUACUUCCCGGACACAUUCAUUUGUGGGGUCACCAAAUAGCUGUUGACUGGGCCGAACCAGAAAGAGAGGUUAAUGAAGACAUCAUGUCAAAAGUAAAGAUUUUAUAUGUUCGCAAUCUAAUGCUGUCAACUACAGAAGAGAGUUUACGUGAUUCGUUUAUUAAAGCUGCCGGUGGUGAUCCUAACAGUGUUGAAAGAGUAAAAAAAAUAAGUGAUUAUGCGUUUAUUCACUUCAGAGAGCGUGAACAAGCUUCACAAUGUUUGCAUACUUUAAACGAUACCUAUAUUGAUGGUUCAAAGAUAGAAGUUACAUGGGCAAAACCAGUUGACAAGAAUGAGUUAAACACUCGACAACAACCCUCUCGUACACCUGGAAGAUUAUUAAAUGAAUUAGUUUUAUCAAAUGAUCAAAACAUGAUUGCCGCAGCUACAGCUGUUGUAGCAGCUGGAGGAAUGUUACCCCAAUUGGAAUCAACAUCACCAUUUUUUUUACCAUCUCAAGGUACGCCUAUGGGAACUGAUCUUUUACCAACUAAUUCAGAUGUUUUAAACUCCGGGCGAACAGAUAAUAAUCUUGGAAGUCCUAGUGGUAUGAAGCUGAAUUCCUCAAGAACGGGCCGAAGGAAUGCGGCUGGUAGUCGAAGCGCUGGAGCCCAAAAGGAUCGUAAACAUCCUGUAGAAGCUAAACAUCAAUGGCGUUUAUGCGAUCAGUUAAAAUUACAGCAACGUCAGUUGAAUCCGUUGGCUCUUUUAGAGAAUUUAAAUGAUUUAUGUUUACGUGAUGGUCUUGGUUCUCCGAUAUGUAGUGCAAUACCAGUUGAUUUCAUUGAUUCAACUACAGGAAAUAAGUUUCAGUUGUAUGUUGGACAGGUUUAUAUUCCAAAACUGCAAUUUCGAUGCAACACAAGUCGGUAUUAUUUAACAUCUACUGAGGCUAAACUGGGUGCUUCUGAAAUAGCUAUUCAAAGUCUUCCAUUUAAUCCUUUUAACUUGAAUGAAGCAUUUGCAGCUAGUUAUGCACUGCCAAUUAAUCCUAGUGUAAUGCAUACAAAUGCAGCAUUUAUGCCAUUACCAUUAUCAAACAAUUUACCAAAUACAUCAACUCCACUGAAUUUAUUACAAUCUCAAACAAAUGUUCUACAAUUAUCUGGUACAACAAAUUUUCCUAUAAAUACUACUGGUUUAGCAAAUGUAACGGGUAAUUUAACCAAUAAUAAUAAUAAUGUUAAUCUACAAAAUGAAUGUACUGCUGGAACCAUAAUCAAUAAUGCGUUUGAUUAUUCAACACAGUUAUUUUCAAAUGGAACAUUAGGAAAUGGUGGACUUAUUAAUGCAACAUUUAACAAUCAACCUACUUAUUAUUUUGAUCCAAAUUCCAUUUCAACCGCUGCUCCAACAGCUAUGUUGGUUGGACCAAAUGGAUUAAGUACCGUCAAUAGCAAUGCUAUACCACAAAUUAUUGGACUGCAACAAUCAUUAACCAAUUGCAGUAAUGAAUUAGGACAAAACUGUUCAUCUUCUUCUACUAUUGGACAAUCGUUAAACUCUUUGUCACCACUAGCAGGUUUAUAUAAUUUUGGUUUACAAAUACCAUUAAUUUCAACAUCAGCUUUAUCACAAUCACAACCGACAACUAAUGCAACUUCACAAUCGGCAACGGUAAUGAAUUUAUUGAGUCAGUCAUAUACAAAUCCUGUUUCUGUACUCAAUGGUACUCUAUCAGUUACACAAUCAAUGAAUGAACAAAAUCCACAAAUAACUCUCUCUGGUACAAGUUGAUUUGUAAUAUUAUAUUCAUAAAUAUGAAAUUAGUAACUGGUUGAAUGAGAUUUUAAAUUUUCGUAAGUUUUCAAUGGAUAAAUAUCUAAGUGAUGCUUUUUUAUUUGAAGUGAUUUCUUGAAAUUCACGAAUUGUAUUGUUUUGAAUUAAACGGAAUAUAUAAAUCCCAAUACCAAAUAUUUUUGCAAUAUAUAUUCUUUCCAUUUAUUUUGUUAUAUAUUCCAUUCUCUUCGUAAAUGGUUUAAUCUUCUUUUGUCUACCUAUAUUUUUCCUUUAUAUUCUUCUUUUAAUUAUCCGUGUAAACUGCUUGUCUAUUUCACUUGUCAUUUAAUCUAAAGAGGGAUUAUUUCCAAACUGUUCUAAACGAUCAGCAAUCAAUAAUAUGGGUAUGAACAAACAUUUUGUGCUGAUAUUUCUUUUAUACACAAUUAGAUACAUAAGCUAAAACACUAUAAACUCUUGAGAUACCGUUGUUCUUUCAUGCAUCUUUAUUUAUGCAACAAAGGUAUUUUGUUUUACUUUUUUUGUAGUCAUUAGUAUUUAACACAGUCGUUUCACAUUACUAUUAUUAUCAGCUUGGGGACAAAAGUUGUUUUUCUAUAUGCAAAUACUUUUACCGUCUUUUUGUGUUUUACUUCCUCUAACAUAACAGUCAUUAUUACCAUUUUAAUGAAAAAAAGACAUUUUGUAAAUCAUCACCAUUACUAUUAUUAUCCAUAUAUUUGUUGUCAUUAACAAUGUUCACGUUAUUAUCGGCUAAAUCAAUAGUACAGUCUUAGGUAUGUAGGUCAAGUCUUCGCUGAAAACUGUUCAUCUUUGAUACAAUAUAUAUAUAUAUAUAUAUAUA